GGGGGCGCAUUCGCCGGGCCUCGGGCAACUGGACGCACCGGGCCGGGGGCUGGGGUGCGACCCGUCAGGCGCCAUGGAGCUGCUCUCGGCGCUGAGCCUGGGCGAGCUGGCGCUCAGCUUCUCGCGGGUGCCCCUCUUCCCUGUUUUCGACCUUAGCUAUUUCAUCGUCUCCAUUAUCUACCUCAAGUAUGAGCCAGGAGCAGUUGAGCUGUCCCGGCGCCACCCUGUGGCGUCCUGGCUGUGCGCCAUGCUGCACUGCUUCGGGAGUUACAUCCUGGCUGAUCUGCUCCUCGGGGAGCCCCUGAUCGACUAUUUCAGCAACAACUCCAGUAUCCUGCUGGCCUCCGCAGUCUGGUACUUGAUUUUCUUCUGCCCCCUGGACCUCUUUUACAAGUGUGUCUGCUUCCUGCCAGUGAAACUCAUCUUCGUGGCCAUGAAGGAGGUGGUGAGAGUCCGAAAGAUCGCCGUGGGCAUCCACCACGCACAUCACCACUACCACCAUGGGUGGUUUGUCAUGAUCGCCACUGGCUGGGUCAAAGGCUCCGGUGUCGCCCUCAUGUCCAACUUUGAGCAGCUGCUCCGAGGGGUCUGGAAGCCAGAGACCAAUGAGAUCCUGCACAUGUCUUUCCCCACGAAGGCCAGCCUGUAUGGAGCCAUCCUCUUCACCCUCCAGCAGACCCGUUGGCUCCCGGUGUCCAAAGCCAGCCUCAUCUUCAUCUUCACCAUGUUCAUGGUAUCCUGUAAGGUGUUCCUGACGGCCACUCAUUCCCACAGCUCCCCUUUUGAUGUUCUGGAAGGCUACAUCUGCCCUGUGCUCUUUGGAUCGGCCUGGGAGGGCGACCAUCACUAUGACAACCAUGGUGGAUCCCAGGGCAGCAGCGGCCCUGGCUCGCCACACUCAGCCCUGCCCACAAAGUCCAAGGAGGAGCUGAGUGAGGGCUCCAGGAAAAAGAAGACCAAGAAGGCAGACUAGGGGAAUCCCCAGUGAGAGGACCCAGACCCAGGACCUGGGCUCAGUUUUUCCCUCUCCAGGCCUCUAUUUUUCCAUCUACAAACUGGGGCCAUCAGCCUACCCUCCAGGGCUGACAUGGGGGGGUUAAAUAUGAUAUGGGGGUGAAGGGCAUCUGUAGGAAUAGGGGUCAUUUUCUCUUUCUGCCAGGUCCCCAUAGAGUUCCAGCUUGGGGGAGGGGGAGUCCACAGAAUCUUAGCAGCAGCUCCAGCUGGAAACCCUGGCCAGUUAUAUACUUGGUUCUAGCAUUUCCUAGCUAAAAUUACACCUUGACUCCAAAAGAACUUCAAGCCGUGUGGAGGCUCGUUCAUUUGACAGAUGUUUACUAGGUGUCUGCUGCAAGGUACCUGCUGCGAUUUCCACGUCUCUUCUUGCCAGUUUCUCCUGGGCAUCUCUGGGCCAGUUGCCUUCUACUCUGAGCCCAUCUGUAGAGUGGCCCCUCAACCCUGUUCCAUAUGCAAGGGACUGAUGUGAUUCUGGAUGUGAACCAGCUUUAGGAGCACAAUGCAGUCUGGAGGGGAAGCCUUGAUGGAUGUUCCUUGUGCUUAAAACAGUUUUGCAUCUUUAGAUCUUUUGUGUUUGUGGACCGGAGAUCCCCCCACAAGUUACCUGGCACAAAGAAGGCCUUCAGUAGACAUGUCUAGGCCAGACUUGAGAGCAUGGAGGGUAUGGAAGGCUUGUUCUGAUAUCUGGCUUCAGGUUGCCCUUAAACCAAAGAAAUGCAGCUGGCUGGGCAGGGAUUCCAAGAUCUGGCUCCGUCCAGGGACCCUGAGCACUUGUUACUGGAUUCAGGACACUCCAUGAGAUCUCCCUCAGGCUGGCACCCUUUACCGCUACUCACUCAGUCACUCAACAAACAUGCCUACAAUGUGCCAAACCCUGUGCUGCUACUGGGUGGGCUGGGAACUUGAUUCAGGGUGAGCGAGGGGAAUGGGAGCUGAGGGCCCCUCCUGGCCACCUUCAUCUCAGCCUAGGUCACCAGGGCCUGUUGAGAGGGUGGGUGGGUUGGGCAUGGCCAGUCUCAAGUGAAGUUUUGGCCCAGACCAAGCUGGGUUGGGGCAGCCCUCUGCAUGUGGGUGCUCAGGGCAUCACCCUGCAGCUUUAUUGAGAUCAGCAUGGGAGUGUUGGGGUCCCGGGUGUUGCCCAGUUAUUGGGAAAGUGCCUUGAUCUGGUGAAGCCUGGGAGCUGGGUGGGUCCUGAAGCUGUAGGGCCCCAAAACUCCUCCUCUUGCAUGUCCAUCAAGGCUCAGCAUCAAGGGUCAGCAAAUAAAUUUGUUGUGAAAAAGCCCUAA
Messenger RNA from Phacochoerus africanus (Common warthog), 2300 nucleotides. RefSeq names its product transmembrane protein 38A (gene TMEM38A). The transcript is spliced from 6 exons. The record is from RefSeq and is a predicted model, not a curated record. Gene Ontology annotation, biological process: potassium ion transmembrane transport. Gene Ontology annotation, cellular component: membrane. The coding region runs from base 74 to 973 and encodes 299 amino acids. Lineage: Eukaryota; Metazoa; Chordata; Mammalia; Artiodactyla; Suidae. Gene Ontology annotation, molecular function: potassium channel activity; identical protein binding.